Carassius gibelio (silver crucian carp) is the source of this 3738-nucleotide messenger RNA. Its product is annotated as docking protein 6. The transcript has 8 exons. Gene Ontology annotation, cellular component: cytoplasm. NCBI's taxonomy places the organism in Eukaryota, Metazoa, Chordata, Actinopteri, Cypriniformes, Cyprinidae. The coding region runs from base 136 to 1131 and encodes 331 amino acids. The record is from RefSeq and is a predicted model, not a curated record. Gene Ontology annotation, biological process: cell surface receptor protein tyrosine kinase signaling pathway; positive regulation of MAPK cascade.
UCGAGCCGGUUGCCCGAGCAGCAUCAGCAGCAGCAUCGGUGGGACUGAAGCAGGUUGUUUGGGGACUGAAUGUCUUACUGACUUCUGAAGGGACUCGCAGCUGAGACGGAGGACGAGGACAGUGACGCUGUUAGGAUGGCUUCAAACUUCAACGAUAUAGUGAAGCAGGGCUACGUGAGGAUUCGGAGUAAGAAACUGGGGAUUUUCAGAAGAUGCUGGCUUGUAUUCAAGAAGGCGUCCAGUAAAGGACCACGACGAUUGGAGAAAUAUUCAGAUGAAAAAGCCGCUUACUUCAGAAGCUUUCACAAGAUUACUGAGCUGCACAACAUUAAGAAUGUUACUCGAAUGCCACGAGAGACCAAGAAACACGCAGUGGCAAUCCUUUUCUGUGAUGAGACGUCAAAGACAUUUGCCUGUGAGUCAGAGCUGGAGGCUGAGGAGUGGUGGAAGUUAUUGUGUUUGGAGUGUUUGGGCAGCAGACUUAAUGACAUCAGCCUGGGAGAACCGGACUUGUUAGCAGCAGGGGUGCAGAGGGAACAGAACGAAAGAUUUAAUGUUUACUUGAUGCCGACCCCAAACCUGGACAUCUACGGGGAGUGCACAAUGCAGAUCACCCACGAGAACAUCUACCUUUGGGACAUCCACAAUGCCCGAGUCAAGCUGGUCAUGUGGCCGCUCAACUCCCUGAGGAGAUACGGCAGAGACUCGACCUGGUUCACAUUUGAGUCCGGGAGGAUGUGUGAUACGGGGGAAGGUUUGUUCACAUUUCAGACCAGAGAAGGUGAGAUGAUCUAUCAGAGAGUUCACUCUGCCACGCUGUCCAUCGCCGAGCAACAUGAACGCAUGAUGAUGGAGAUGGAGAAGAGCUCACAGACUCUUUCAAACGAGAGCACAUUAACAAAGUCGAUAUCUCUCCCGCGAAGUGCUUACUGGCACCACAUCACGCGUCAGAACAGCGUGGGAGACAUUUGCAAUUACCAAGGUACGAGCUUGACUAUGACACUCAUUCCACGAGCGCAGACGUUUCAAAGCUUCCUUUCCGAGCAGACGGAGGAGGAACGGAACCAGGAGCAAGCAACAGCGGCCUCUAGUGGCGGCGACAGGGACUGCAGCAGCUCGCCGCUCCGUUGACGUGCGCUGUCACGGCUGGACGUAAGCCACGACUCACGGACAUUCCAAAGCUUUAGGAAGCUUCUAGACACAUGUACAGUAUGAACUCUCUCUCUCUCUAUAUGUAUGACUUAAUAAUUAUUUGUAGAACAGUGUGUAUAUUAAGAACUCUAGAGGCCUCUUUUUGUACGUUGAAGAAGAAAAAAUGCCAAAAAGUUGUACCAUAAUCUUUAUUUUCCUUGUGUAGUUGAGGACAAAUGGACCUCCUGCGGUUAUUUUUCAGAGUUACUGUAAAUAUAAUGCGCUGUAGCGUUUACACAACAAGUUUCUUGCAUUUUUGUCUGUCGUCCUAAUGGGACACCUACUUGGAUUCUGUCAAACAGUAGGCCUACCUGUUUGUGUUUUAGCACCCUGCACUUUUAAAUAGACCAAUAUCAGCGUUUGUUUGUUUGUUUGUUUUGGGCGGAGCCUAUUUGGUGGCAGAAAAUGACAGUUAGCCUAUAACAUAGCAGUCUAUUCAAACCAUGGAAUAAAAGAAUACAAAAUGUAAUUUAAAAAAAUUCUGACUUUUUUCCUCGCAAUUCCGAGAUUAUAUCACACAAUCCUGGUUAGAAAAAUGGACUCGUCAUUCUUUCUUUUUAGUUUAUAAUCCCACACCUCUGUUGUUGUGUUUUUUAUUUUAUUUAUUUUGUUCUCAAGGAGAUAAAAAAAAGAGAAAAAAAGUCAGAAUUGCAGAUAAAAUAGGUAAAUGUUAUAGUUUUAAAUAAUUAUUCAUGCAUGUAUCUCAACUGUAGGGCUAAUACAAUAUGUCCCUACAGUAUUUUCAAAUUCAUGCUUUAAAAGUAGGGUAAUAAUAGCAGGUUUGAUCCGUGCAUGGUCUGUCCGUUUAAACAUUUGCAUUUAGCUUCAAAUAGCGUCUUUGUCGACAGAAGUAUAUAAAAAUUAUUUGCAUUACGAUUCUGACAUCCAAAUGCACAACAAUAAUUUGUUUCUCUUAUUCCAUGGAUCUUACCCUGUUCCCUCCAUUUGUUCCCAGUGUUUUUCUGCCACCACAGUGCGUGAGCUGCAAGUGAUGUAACUGUGACGUCUCCUCCAAAUUGGUCUAUAAGAGCUUGUUUUGCACUUUUGUCAUUUGCUUUGGGGUCCAUUAUAUGCAGCCAUGUUGUCUGUAGAUGUCUGCAGUGUGGUGUUUUGGGAGAUAUGAUAAAAUAUAUAGUUUUAAAGGGAUAGUUCACCCAAGAAUUGGAUGCUCUGUUAUAAUUUGCUCACUUUCCAAACUUGUGUGAGUCUUUUUUUCUUAAUUCUAAAUAACUCAAAAGCACUAUAUAACAAAAGGGUCCACAAAACUGGAUUCUGAAUAUUCUGAAGCCAUACUGUUGCAUGAGGAACAGACCCAAAUUUAAGUCAUAACACAAUCAUAUCACAAAUGUAAGAUUUUUUGAGUCAGAUCUUCUCAGUGAAUCUGUUGAUCUAGUUCACAGAAGCAGCUCGAAUGAUUCAUUUACUAAUCUGGAGUCAAUUAUCUGGUCACAGUGCAGUCACUGAGUUAUACAAGUUUGGAAUGACGUGAAGGUGAACAUUUUUGGAAGAGCUAUUCCAUUUAAUAAUUUCUCCCCAAAACCUAAUUUUAUAUUAAACGAGUUUCUGAAAUGUGUCUACACACUGGAUGUGAGGUCCGGUUAAUCUGAACCUUCUCACACUGCAGAAGAAGUGCCUUCAGACUCUGCUAGACUGAGACUCUGGCUGGAACGCUGAUUAAAUGAACAUCCUGCUAGCCAUCCAGCAUGUUUAUAACUGAAUUACGUUUAUACGUUGACGCGGCAUUUGUCUGAAAGAAGAACGAAAUGUCUUUUCUCUCCCUGCAAAGGAAAAUGCUUUUCCAAUAACUCAGCUGAAUGACUUUAAAGGUUUCAAAGGUUGAACCGAUCUCGUAUAGAUAGCUGAUGAUAGAAGUGUGCACAGAAACAAUAAUGCAUUCAGUGUGACAAUCAAUAAAUAUUUACUCAACCAUAAAAUACCUUUAAAUGACUUUUGAUGUUUUGUCUAAUUGUGCUAGAAAACUUGUUUCAACCAGAAGAAUAACACAAUGAUCAUGUCAUAUCUCAUGAUGUGGAGCUAAAGGUUUGAGAAGCACAUGAAGAACCCCCCCCCACCCAUGUAUUUAUUUACACAGAAAUCGUUCUAGUCAGCAUUUAGUAGAGCUUGAAUGUGAAUUAACCUCUGUUUUAUUACAAUGUGCAUUGUUUUGUUUUGUUUUUUCAUUUAAACAUGUCUUUAAAAUGUGAACGCCCUUUUCUAAGGGGAUUUCUAAGGGAUAUUUGGUCAAACACUGUGGUCAAACACUUUAAAUCCAUGAGAUUUCGGACCUUUUUUGUUUGUUUUUUCAGGCAUCAUUUCUUGUACAAUGUCUUUCUGGUUGUGUUAAAGCAUUUACAUCAGUUUUAGUUUGUCUGUGUGUAUGGUUAUUUGUAAUUGUUGUUUUUUGCUUUUGUUUUUUAUCCAUGUUUUAUUUUUAGGCAUUGCUUAUUUUGUCCUGUGUGGAUAUGUCAAUGUUUACUGAGUAAAAUAAACUGAAUGGACUUUACAGAAUCCCUUGAAUAUUGUAUAUGCAUCGGCAAUAAAGAAAUA